CCUGAGCGCUCCGGCCUGCGCACAGCUGUUAGGUUUAAGGAGACCCGCAGGCGUUUAGGGAGAGCAGACACCUGCGGGGGCUGCUGGGCCUGCCCGAGGAGGCGAGAGCCGGGAAACGCAGCCCUCCCGGGGGCGCUGGGCUCGGGACUGAGGCCGAAGAGGCGCCGAGAGGGAAGACUGGAAGCUAGAUCCUCCCCCGGGAACGUGCGGCGGCCAGGCCCGCGCGGCUCGGGUGGGCGCUGACCUUGUGCCCGCUCUGCCCUCGCCCGGCCUCCCGCGCGCGACCCCGGCCGAGGCCCCGAGCGGACCCGGGGCGAGCCGGGCGCGCCGCGCCGCCCGCCUCCAUGGAGUCAGGGCCGCCGGGCGGCUCCGGGCCCGCGGAGCCGGGGCCUCGCCUGCGCGGCUGGCGCGGCGCGGACGCGGCGGCCUCGGCCUCCUCGCUGAGCCGCUUCGGGGCCGAAGCCGGGUGUCGCGCGCCGGCUGUGGCGGCCGUGUUGCCGGCGGGGGGGAGCGGGGAGAGGAUGGGCGUCCCCACCCCGAAGCAGUUCUGCCCCAUCCUGGAGAGGCCGCUCAUCAGCUACACCCUGCAGGCCCUGGAGAGAGUAUCUUGGAUAAAGGACAUUGUUGUGGCAGUAACUAGAGAGAACAUGGAAACAAUGAAGGGAAUUAUUCAGAGGUACCAGCAUAAACGCAUCUCACUGGUUGAAGCUGGAGUGACCCGCCACAGGUCAAUUUUUAAUGGUCUGAAAGCACUGGCAGAGGAUCAGCCCAACUGUAGACUCUCAAAGCCAGAAGUAGUGAUCAUCCACGAUGCUGUGAGACCAUUUGUUGAGGAAGAUGUCCUCCUCAAAGUUGUCAUCGCUGCUCAGGAACAUGGGGCCUCGGGAGCGACCCGACCUCUCGUGUCUACUGUCGUCAGUCCGUCUGCAGACAGCUGCUUAGACCACUCCCUGGAGCGUGCCAGACACAGGGCAAGUGAGAUGCCACAGGCCUUUCUAUUUGAUGUGAUCUAUGAAGCAUAUCAGCAGUGUAGUGACUAUGACUUGGAAUUUGGAACUGAGUGUUUGCAUUUGGCUCUAAAAUACAGUCAUAUCAAAGCAAAACUUGUGGAAGGAUCCCCUGACCUCUGGAAGGUGACCUACAGACGAGAUCUGUAUGCAGCUGAAUCGAUUAUUAAGGAAAGAAUUUCACAACAAGUUUGUAUAGUUAUGGACACAAAAGAAGAUGAAGAACAUGUAGGUCGUUGUCUUGAAGAAAUGCUAAAAACUGAAUUAAAUCAUGUAAAAGUCAUAUCUGGCCAAGAUCUUCAGCAAAUCAUCUUAGAGCAAUGCUACAGCUUUGUUUGUGUGAAUGUUAUGACCUCUGAUUUUGAAGAAACCCAGAGGUUACUGAAUAUGCUGGAAGAGAGUAAUCUUUCCAUUUUAUAUCCUGUUGUGGUUAUUUCAGUGUAUUUUCUUGAUUAUGAAUCAGUACCAUUUGGUCAGAAAAUGGAAAAGGUAAUGCAGAUUAGAGAGUUUGCCAAGGAAGCGAAAAAAAGAAAUAUUUUAUUAUUUGGCCUUCUCAUAUAUUUCCCACAGGAGGAACAGAAGCUACGGGAAAGUUUAAGGCAAGGCGCCACCAUUAUUGCUGCCUUAAUCAAAGAAAGAAAUUCUGGACUCAUUGGCCAACUACUGGUAGCAUAAAGAACAUGGAGGAAAUUACCUGCUGUGUUCUUAGAAACAUUCCCCUAAGUAUUUCUUUUGUUCUUCCCUCCAAACUGUAUAUGGUAGAAUGUUGAAGUUGUCUUUUAUAAUUUGUAGGAUGUGAUGCUUGGGUGAACUUAAAAACAUUUUUAUGUGUGCCAAAUAUAAAUUGCCUAAAUUGGAAAAGAACAAAUAAGGGGAAAAUAAUGGCCUUCAUAUAAAGAAUCUUUUCAUAAAGACAUGAAAGGGUAAAAUAGAAAUAAUGAGGAGUCAGAUAAUUCUCCAAGGAAUGAAAGUUUAGAAAAUGUCAACUAUUAUCUCUAUGUUAAUUAGUAAAUCACUAUAUAAUGAAACUAAUAAUUAAGAUUAAUGAUUAUUGUUAAUUCUAACAGUAUCCUCUCUCCAUGGUUUAUUUUGAAUUGCAUUCUGAUUUUUCAUACCUUGACCAAAGAGAGAGAGCAGUGAACUAUGAUCUGAGUGUCUUCACCAAUAGCCUACAUUACCGUAGAUUCCUAAAGGAGAUAGACUCUCCUUCUGCUUUUCUAAUGUUUUAAAAUUGUAUGUUUUCUUCGGUUUAUGGAACACAGUUUUGACUUAAAUUAAUUUAAAAGGCUUCUGAUUUUUCUGAAUAACUUGAAAAGAAGAUUGGAAAGUGUCAUGAAAUUAAUACCGGUCAGUCUCAAGUUAGUCUUCUGAAAGGUGUAUCAGCUACUGGUAGUUGAUUGCACAUCAAAUAAUUUUGAUAACCACUGCCUUUUUAAGUUAAGUUCUUAUUCUUUCAAAUUUCCACUGGUAUAUACAUCUUAGAUACUGAUGAUUUUCCCCUUACCUUACAUUUUAUAAUUCUGUGAAUUCAAUUAUUAGAGACGCUUUUUGUUCUAUAUAUAUACUUUAUAGAAACACAUCAGAUAGGGCUAUGCCAGAACUUAGUCUGCCGCGUGGGAACUAUGAAAGUUGCAUAAAAUGUUUUCAGUUACAGAUAGUGUGUGAAUUAUCUGCCUUGUGCAGUCUCUUCUUAACAUGUUGGGUAAUUUUCCCUUUAUUUCCCAAGUAUCUAUAGUAGUUGGAGAGUUUAUUUUUUAUAUUUAAAUAAUAGUAGAAUGUAAAGGAUAUGAAAUAAUUGUUGCAGUGCAUUCUCCUAGAUGAAGUGUGUUGGUUUGAAUGAAUGUAGGCUUGAAUCUAAAUUCCUGGGCUCACCAUUUUCUCUCUCUCUCUCUGUCUCCUGGAAUGUUAAGAAAUGUAAAUAAAUCAUUUAAUUAAAAAUCUUGAGGAUGAAAAUAUAUGGGCGGUGUGUGGAUACUGGUUAGAACUCUGUUAAAGUGGGUUGGCUGCAUUGUAAAAGGUCGUAGGUGUUCCUGUUGAUGUCUUCAGGUGAGUGUUUUAAGAAUUUGAAGGUGCUCGUAAAGGCAAAAGGGGAAAACUUAUCAAGAUUUUAAAGAAAAGAUUCAUGUCUUUAGGUACGUGGUGGGAAACUGGGCAUUUCUCUGGCACAAGCAGUAUCAGUGUACUAUUGAGUGCUGGCUAUUACCUUAGAUUUCAAUGGAAUAAUGGACUCUUCAGUUGAAGGGCAUACUGUUUGUUCCAAGGUGAAUUUUUCUCUGGUACAAUGUUAUACCAGACGACCAUUUACCUUGAAACAGUUAGUAUGCCAUUACCCUAGGCAGUUGUGAACAUUUAGUGUUGUAAGAUUUAGAUAAAAUAUUAAGUUGGGUCUGAAAUCCCCAUCAUCAUUAUGGCGUUUAAUUUUUUUCUUUAUAAUCUGCAAACUGAUUCACAGCAUUGAAAAUAAUUUAAAGACAUCUCCUCACAUCCUUUACUGUUUAGAUGAAAGCUGAGGCUCAGAGAUCUUCACUGACUUCUCCAAAGACAUGUGUCUGCUUAGUAGCAAAAAGCAGGGCUUAAACUUGGGUACUAAGAAGGAGUUCUUAGCUCAUUUCCUAUAUACCAAUGAUUGCGGGCAAAGGACAUCCAGCAGCGAGGCUGUGGGAAAUGAACCAGAGGCUCUGGGUGAGUAUUGGAGGAAUGGAUGCGAAGGGACAUGCCAGCCCAGUGUCCACAGGAAAGUGCUGAGGCUUUUGGCUUUCCAACAUACAGAAAUCAUAGCUAAGGCAAGAGAGAAAGAUAAAUCAGCUGUAUUUGUUAAGAGAUCCAGAGGCAACUUUACAGGUAUAUUUUCAUCUUCACUUCUGGAAACAUACAUUCAUAAGAACUGUCCAUUUUCACAUUAUUUUCCCAAAUUCCUUUAAAAAUAAUGGUAGAGUAUGCCUGAGGGUUGCUGAAAUUGCUUUCUACUUGCAAAAAUUUAUGGAAAGACUGUUUUCUUUUUAAAUGUAUGCUACUUAAUUACUUGCUGUUUAAAGUUAGCCUUUUUUAGGAAGUUGACAGUGUGAUCAGUGGUUUGAUUGACCUUCAUUGGUAAGAGGUAGGUAGGUUGUUUUUUUCAGGAAAGUGCUAAGCAUGCGAGACAAUUUGUUGUAAAUACUCAUCUACAGAUAAGAGUCAGAUCCCUAUUCUACCCAAAGUCAUUUUUACUGUAGCCACUUUAAGCAUUUUGCAUUCGUUUGCCAGGGAAAGGACCCUUGCACAGCUCAAGUUUGAAUUGCAUUGGACCACUUACUUAUAUGUGAGUUUUUUCAGUAGUACCUACUACAGUAUUACACAAUGGUUGAAUGUUCAGAUUGGAAGGAACCUUGGAUGCAAAGGACCAACUAUAAAUUAUACACAGAUUUUCAACUACUGGAGAGGUCAGUGCCCCUAAUCCCUGCAUCUUCAAGGGUCAUCUGUAAUUAUAACUAUCAAAUUUUACUUUAUAAAUGUGUGUGCAGUAUUUCUUUUAUAAAAAUCAAUUUGCAAUAUUGCAUUUCUUAAGUUAAAUAUGUACAUUUUAUUUCUUUUUAAUGUUAAAACUAAUUAUAUCAAAGAAACAAGCUAUGAUAUUUUAGCAAAAUGUUAAGAAAGCCAUUUAAGAUAAGAAAGAUUUGAAAUUAUUUUAAAAGUUUAAUGAAAAAUAAGCAGAAUAAAUGAUAAAUACAUAUUGUUUUAAUAUUUAUUAAUAUAGUUUCAAAUAAGUGGGCUAGAAGUGGCUGUAUAGGUGGUAUUUGGCACUGUAACAUUUAUACAUGUUCUCAUGUAUUUUUAGUUUCAAUUAUGAAAGCAUAUAUAUCUUUUAAAAUGAAAAGUAAGAAACUGCUAUUAAAUAUUUUAAAUGUUUUCUUUAUAAAACAAAAUAGAGGUAAUUGAUAACUAAAUUAAGAUAUGUUUAAAUCUAUUGACAGUUUUCAUUGAUGUUUAGUAUAUAUGUACUUCUUUUUCUUUUGGUACUUAUUUUUCAAACUGACUCAGCCUCAACUGAAUAAAUACAGUAUUCUCAAACUGUAACAGUAUGAUGUUUUACAUUACAUACAAAUAUAAUUGGAGAUUCAGCUAUAUUCUAUAAAAUAUAUUAAAAAUUUGCAAAACCAGAAGUCUUAAUUAGCUGUUUUCUUCUUUCCCUUCUAUUUAGCAGGUUUCCUAGCAAUUACUUUGGCAGCCAAGGAUAUAAAAGCUGUAUUAAGGCACAGUGGAAAAAUAUUGUGUCCUCUUAAUGAUGUCUGCAUAGGUGUGGUGGGUUGAAUUGCUGUUUAUAAAUACUCUUUCCUUCCACUUAGCUUCCAUAGGAGGAAUUUAUGUCCAGUUCUUGACCUUGGAUUUCAUCACAAAACCUUCUUUGGCCAACGGAGCAACUCAGAAGUGGCAGGGCACCGCUGAGACAAGGCCUUAGAGGCCUUGCAUGUUGCUGCUUGCUCUUUCCCCCUUCUGCCACCACCAUGAGAUGCAAAUGCUCAGCCUGGCCUGCUGCCUCCAAAAGAAAACAAGAGCCUGGAUCACCUGACUUCCAGCUAGUCAUCAAAUGGAUGAAAAAGCCCGGCUGAGAUUGGCAGGGCCUCCAGCAGACAGGUGAACUCAAUACACAUCUAUUGGCCUUUUUGUUUUGUAUUACUGAGUUUUGAAUCUUUUUAUUGAGCACCAGUUGGUAAGAAAGAAAAGGGAAUCUGUGGUAGUGUGUAGUACAUUUAGUCUCAAAGGUCUAGAAUCUAUCUGGAGACACACAUUUUGCUGAAGGAGAUAGUUUAUAAGGAGACCUGUUGGUUAGGGCAAUGAUCCCAAAGCCUUAGAAGGUUCUCUGGAUGCCUUCUUCCCUAUUAGUUGUUACUGAAGGAGAAAAGUACACCUGAAUAUUAUAGAAAAGUUUUCUGAAAAAGUUAAACUUUCUUGGGUCUGAAAUGAUAUUGAUUAUAGAAAUAGCUAACAUUUGUUGAAUGAAUUACUGUGUUCCAAAAACUGUUCUUAGUGCUUUUGCGUGUGCAUAACUUUUUCUUCAUAAUAAUUUCAUGUCCUCAGUAGCAUACCAAUCUCCAUUUAAAACCAAGUUGUGCUCGGCUGAGUCUCAUGGCUACAGAUGGAGCAAAGGGGUAAAAUGAAGCAGGAAUUGGAAGAACAGAGGAGAAAAACUGGAUUUUUGCCACCAACAUUCAUCCUUCACUUACCCUGAAGACCAUUUUCUAAGACGGAGGCAUGUUUUUCUUCAAAGAAAGGAAAGAAGGAUCAUUAAAGCAAAAAAUGGCUUCCAUUUAUCUCUUACACGACAUGAAUAAAACAGACCUACCUGGUAGGUCCUCAGAUGCCUCACCCUGAUCUCAGCCUUCAUCUGUACAUGGUGUUCUGCUUUUAUCUUCCCAUAGUGUCUGACUCUUUGCAAAUUGCUCAUUUUAUGAGAACACCAUUCAUAUUGGAUUAGGGCCCUAAUGACUUCAUCUUAACUUGAUUACAUCUUCAAAGACCCUUCCCUAAUGAGACCAUACUGGGAGUUAGAACCUCAACAUAUACUUUUGAGGGAACAUAAUUCAAUAUGUAACAGUUGGUAUGCAAAUUACUUAAUCAGAAAAAUGAAACUGCAACCUCCACAUUGCAACAACCUUUUUUUUUCCUUCCUCCAUUUAUGAAGAAAUGAUAUACUAUAGGGAUGGAUAUAUAAGCAUUUUAAGUGCCUACUAAGUAGCAUACAUUGGAAAUACUACUUUUAGUACAUUAUUAUGAAAAUAUAUGGUAAGUCUAGAUUACAGGAGAGUUGCUCCUGACUCUGAAGAUAAAGAUUUACUUCACGUUAUAACCGUACGAUUAACCAGUGUUCACCGUAACAGCUCGCUUUUCUCAAAAUAACACUUUUUUGAAAUUUUUUUCAUUCCCAAAUAUACUGAAAACUAUAUACUAAAUCAAUAGUACAUUUCCAGAAAAAGACAGAAUUGCCACUUAGUUUAGUUAACAUAAUCAUUUCUAAUAUCUUUUGCAACAAAUUCAAAUUGAGCACCAUGUUUGGAUUAAACAAAACAUUGUUGUUCUGUGUUAGUAUGCCAGGGGAGAAGAUGUAGCAACUUUUGAAUCUUUAGUCUCUUCUGUACAUAUUUCCAUGUGUCUCCAUAUGUUCCAUUGUUUUUAGGUUUAGCCUUUAUAUUUGUCACAGUCUUAAGAAAAAUUCUUUUCCAGGAUUUAAUUGUGCCACCAAAAAGACAAGGUCAAGGUGAACUCUGGUACCUGUGAAUAGGAGCUUAUUUGGAGUAGGGUCUUUGUAGAUGUAAUCAACUUAUGAUAAAAUAUAAUGGAGUGUGGAUGCUCAUCAAACAACUGAUGUCUUCCUAAGAAGAGGGGAAUUUGGACACAGAGUUUGAAGACCAUGGGAAGACAGAGACAGAGAAUAAAAUGAUGCAUCUACAAGCCAAGGAAUGCCAAGGAUUACAGGGAAUCUCCAGAAGCUAAGAGAGAGGCCUGGGACAGAUUCUCCCCUGGAGACUCCAGAAAGCUUGCCAAGACUUUUGGACUUGAUUUUCGAACUUUGGCUUACAGAACUCUGAGAGAAUUAAUGUCUGUUGUUUCAAACCACCCAGCUUGUGCUAGUUUGUUAUGGCAGCUCUAGGAAACUAAUGUGUCCAGUACAUCCAAUUGUGAUGUCAGAUUCCUGUCUGAAGAUAAGCACCACCCGCCAUCCCUGAAGCUCUGUCUGCCUCAGUGAGUAAAGUAAACUUCAUCACAGUCGGUGUUCAAACUUUGUUUUACCUUCACACUGCUGUUUGUGUUUAUUCACCCUGGUUAUAUAAACUUGUUUUCAUUGUUCACUUGAGAUACAUAUAUACAUUCCAGUCUAUAAAAAUUUUUUUGAGUAUUUUGGAUUGGAAACAUAUAUCUUGUAAUUUCUCUUUAAAAUUAAGGAACUUUGCUUUCAAUUUAUGACUUUUCACUUUUAGGGCAAGGUUUCAGGAACAAAAUUAAUUAAAUGAGGCAUAGAGUUUACUAUUAAUAUAUGAUUCUGAUGAUCACCACCUGAAUAAAGAAAAAAGAUAUUUCUAGCAAGAAUGAGGUAAGUGGUCAUGUUGGUUUCCUGGGAAAAUAAUAAUGUGUUCUUGGAAGCACCACUAAUUAUUCAUAAAUUUAUACAGGUAUUUUUAAAAGAGAGAGGGAGCACAUGAAUUUGUCAGGGAGAGAAAAGAGCAAAGCAGGAAAUGAGGAAGAUGUGACUUAUGGAAAAGCAGCAGUAAGAAGAGGCAUGAAAAUGAAAUGAAAGUCGCUCAGUCGUGUCCGACUGUUUGCAACCCUAUGGACUAUAUGUCCAGUGAACUCUCGAGGCCAGAAUACUGGAGUGGGUAGCCUUUCCCUUCUCCUGGGGAUCGUCCCAACCCAGGGAUGGAACCCAGGUCUCCUGCAUUGCAGGCGGAUUCUUUAUCAGCUGAGCCUCAGGGGAAGAAGAGGCAGUGAGAAGUAACUGAGAAAGUAUAUCUUCACCACCAUUCUUGCUCUCUGACAACUUUAGUUUUCAGCUCUGCUUAUCAGAUUUAUUUUUUAGGCUUUCAUAUUUCAUAAUUUAUUAUUAAAAAAUAAUUGCUAAUCCCCUCACGUCUUUCGAUUGUUUGUUCAGACACCACCUUGUCCGCUGGCCCACUGACCGCUCACCUUCUGUGACCUGACACCCGCCCCAACCCCUGACUCCGGAGCGCUCUUCUCCUCUUCCUCCUAUUUAUCUUAUCAUCAUGCUGACUGCCUUCCAGGGAGAUUUGUAGUUUACUUACUGUUUUUAUCUCAGUCUGCCUUCACCUCCUCCUCCCAAAACAGAAGCUCCUUGAAUUCACAUAUCUUAGUCACUGAUGAAUCCCAAAAACCUAAGGCAGUGUCUGGUGUAUAACAGAUGCUCAAUGGUUACUUCAGUUUUUAAAAUGAGAACUGUAAUAGAAAUGUGCAUAGCAUCAGCUGAAGUAUUCUGAUGGUGGCAGAAGUGGCCAAGGCCUGACGGGUCCUUUCUGCAAAUGGUGCUCUGGGAGUCAGUGCUUCAGGCCCACUUAAGAGUUCUCCUGCCCUGCAAAAAUUUGGUUGAUAAAGAAGCACUGUUAUAAGCCCUGGAAGAUGUUUGGUUGCUAUUCUCAAAGAGGUUAAAUGAGGUCAUCUUGGAUCAACAGGACCAGUGUCUUUAUGAGAAGAGAAGAGAUUACAGGAAUGCACAUGAACAGAGGAAAGGCCAUGUGAGAACAUACCAAGAAGGCAGCCAUCUGCACGCCCAGGAGUGAGGCCUCAGAAGACACGAGGCCUGCCAGCACCUGGAUCUUGCACGUCCAGCCUGCAGAACAGUUGUGCCUAAAUUGGCUUGCAGAUUUAUCUGCCACGCAUUGCACAUGGAUAUUUUUGUCACCGCAUAUUUAACAACAGCUGUGAUCCUGAUGGGGAUUCAGUUAACCAAAGGCCCCUCUGCAUGCAAGCGGUCACCAGGCAUCUAAUGGGCUGAGGGCUGAAACGACAAUAAAGUGAGCAGAGCCGCGCAGCUGCGGACCAAAUGUCGGGUUUUUUUACACUGCAAAGGUCAAAACAGACAUCUUAUUCUCCUGGAAAUGUUCAUCAAACAGUAUAAUGGACUCAGGCUGAUGCCAGUCUGGUCGAGCAACUGCCAACAAAUCAGUCUUGAAAGAGAUUAUUUAUUGCAUCAAUGCUGCUAUUCACCACACAUGUAAGAUUGCUAAUGUCAAGAGUAACUUAUUCCUGUGUCUCUCCUGGUCUAGAAGCUGUCAAUGAAGAUGACGUUCCUCAUCUUACCCCUACAUUAAUCAUGUGGAUUAAUCAUCUGCACUCGGUGAGCUGGCACAACAGGUGGAAGGGGACAGGGCAGAGGACACUCACAGGGGAGCCGCCCAGGGGAGGACCGCGCAGUGGCCGUUCUCCCGGUGGGAGCGCCGCGGAUCACAGACACAGCGAAGCACCAGACCUGGAGGCCCCUCCUCCAACACCUAGGAAGCAGACCCCACCCCUGACAGGCGCACUGACACCCGCAGAGCAGAGGGAGGCCCUGCUGGAUACCCAGGCAGGCUCUGGUCACCACCACGCCAAUCCAACUCCCUGCUGCAAAGUCCUGUCGGUCGUGUCCGACUCUGUGCGACCCCACAGACGGCAGCCCACCAGGCUCCCCCGUCCCUGGGAUUCUCCAGGCAGGAACACUGGAGUGGGUUGCCAUUGCCUUCUCCGAAUGAGACUCCCUGGCAAGGGGAUGAUCGCUCAAGUCUCUGGACCAACCUCGCCCACCGGGGAGCAGACACCAGAAGAAGAAGAUGGAUAUUUAUGUCAUGCCAGCCCCAGUACCUAACCUACAUCUUAAUGGGAAGGGCAGUGCAGCAAAUACUCUUCUUUCUCUUACUUGGUUCAUUUUAAAUUUAUAGACUUUAAAACUAUUUAUCAACUAACUUCCUUCCUCCUUUCCUUCCUUCCUCUUUUUUCCAAAAUAAUCUUAAAUUUUCUCCUGAGGGGAAUACCAGUUUUCUCCUCACUGUUCAUGUAGUACGUGCUCCCUACAAAUUCUUUUUCACUGUAAACAUAGAGGCUGCGGAUGCCAUUUUUUUAAAAUUCAAAACAACUAAUAGUGGUAAACUCUGUAAUUUCUUUCAAAAUAUAUUCUGCAAAAUAAGUGCUUGACAUUAUAUUGGAACUAAAAUGCUCAAAUUAAGAGAAGGAAGGAAAUGAGUAUUUAUUUGAGGAUCUACUAUGUGCCAGAAGUUUUCUGUACAUGAAAUCUUUUAAUCCUCAUCACAGCAGUGGGUGAGAGCUGUUAUUCUUUCCAAUUUGUGUUUCAGCAACUGAAAUUGAGACACUCGGCAGCUCACGCAGCAUGCCAUAGCUACCAAGUGACUUUCCCACUUUCUUAUAUACCAGUGUCCCCUCCCUUAAUUUUGCAAAUGAGACCCAUGAGGUGCAGAGAGAUCAGGGGGCUUAAACUGGUGUCUGAGUUUGAAUUGGAUAAUAGGUCCUCUGACUCAGUUCAUCCCACUAAGCCACUGGGAAUACAAAGAUGAGGGGGGAAAACUCAUGAAAUUGACCCUAAAAUUAAAAUUCACAUGAAAAUGUCUAUAAGAAAAUUUACCGUGUUCAGUUUUUUUGAGGCAUGGAAUCUGUUAAUAUAUUUCCUGUCUGUUACUGAGAAGAAAAAUCUCAUGUGAUUCCUCCUCAUGUUUCUUUUCCUUUAGUGCCAUGACUGUUAUUUUUAAGGAAUUUUGUAUCUGGAUGCUGGCAACACAACUUUCUCGUCUCCAUGGCACUGGGGCAUAGGUCAGAUUGUGCUGGGCCAAACUCCAAAUAUAUAGCAUGAAUUUUCUAUUUUACAGCUAUUAAGGCAAACUGACCUCAGAAAUUUGUGCAACCGUUCAAAGAAUGAGCCUUAUCUUACUCUUAUUGCUCUCUCUACCUUUUUCCUCCAACAUCAGACCUGGAACACAGAAGCUACUCCUAGUACAGUGAUUAUUUUUGCACAUGUUGCUCUCUUUUCCUCCUACCAGAGUUUCCCUUAGAACAAGAACUCCACAGUUGCUAAAUAGACAGAGGUUGUGCAUGGCUGUUACUAUAUUUACAGAUGAGACAAGAUUUGGUAGGUGAGAGGUUGGGAGAAAGGAUUGAAAAGAAAGGUUCAAGGUUAAGAGUUCUUAUACCCAUUUCUCUGAAGAGUUGCUAAAAAAACAAAAACCACAUAACAAAAUCUGAGCGUCUUUCUCAGCCCCUGGAAACCUGCCCUAGAGGUGUGCAGCAAGUGGUCUCCACAUUCUCCAUACCAGGCCAGCUUGCCUACUCGCUGUUCCUCAAAUAUACCUCAUCCUGUCUCUUCUCUGAGCUUCUUAGUAAAAGGUUCCCUCUGAUAUAACUGUCUUCUCUUCCUCCACUUCUGCCAAUCACAUUUCUACACAUCCCUCAACACUGGGUGUAAAUGCUUCCCACUCCAUGCAGGCCUCUCAUGAACUGAGGGUCAGGAAUCCCUUUUGUCCGUGACUGUAGCAGCCGGAACACAGAUCUUCUGUAGCACUUACCACUUACUCUACUAAAUUUGGAAUGCUUUUAUGUCAUUGUAUCUUCUUUAUAAGGUUAACAAUUAUUUCUAUAUAUCCAAAAGUAUAAUCCUCAUUCCAUUUUAUUGUUUUUUCACUUGACUUCUAGGACCUGAUGCUGUCUCAGUUUUCCUCCUCGCUCACUGGCCAUUUCUUCUUGGUGUCUCGUUCCCUCCCUCUAUUUGGGUUCUGGCUUAUCAGUCUGGACUCUUCACUAUUUAGUAAAGCUUCGUUUUGGCACUUGAUCAAUACCCACUCACUCCCAAGAUGAUCUUACAGAAUUUUACACCUUUAAAUAUCAUCUCAGUGCUGACGACUCUCAAAUACAUGUAUCCAGCCUGGACCCUGACCUCAGCUCCAGAUGGUUCUCCCCACCUGUGUGCUGAGUCAUCUUCAUUUUGCCUCCUUACUUGGCAUCUCCCGUGACAUGUGUCCAAAACAGAACUCCCAGCCCCUGCCCCACUGCCAUCCCUCAAAACUUGCUUUACCUCCUACCUUCUCUUCUGUAGUAAAUGGCAACUGACAUUUUAGAA
Messenger RNA from Cervus elaphus (red deer), 12591 nucleotides. RefSeq names its product CDP-L-ribitol pyrophosphorylase A (gene CRPPA). The coding region runs from base 345 to 1682 and encodes 445 amino acids. Gene Ontology annotation, biological process: isoprenoid biosynthetic process; protein O-linked glycosylation via mannose. Gene Ontology annotation, molecular function: D-ribitol-5-phosphate cytidylyltransferase activity. Gene Ontology annotation, cellular component: cytosol. The record is from RefSeq and is a predicted model, not a curated record. The transcript is spliced from 22 exons. Lineage: Eukaryota; Metazoa; Chordata; Mammalia; Artiodactyla; Cervidae.